Messenger RNA from Ramularia collo-cygni, 1065 nucleotides. RefSeq names its product related to BDH1-stereospecific (2R, 3R)-2,3-butanediol dehydrogenase. Gene Ontology annotation, biological process: butanediol biosynthetic process. Gene Ontology annotation, cellular component: cytoplasm. Lineage: Eukaryota; Fungi; Ascomycota; Dothideomycetes; Mycosphaerellales; Mycosphaerellaceae. Gene Ontology annotation, molecular function: zinc ion binding; (R,R)-butanediol dehydrogenase activity. The record is from RefSeq and is a predicted model, not a curated record. The transcript is spliced from 4 exons. The coding region runs from base 1 to 1065 and encodes 354 amino acids.
AUGCGCGCCGCUCGAUACUACGGCAAGGAAGACAUUCAAAUCAAGGACGAUGUGGAAAUUCCUACAUGUGGCGAUGGACAGGUUUUGGUAGAGCCGGCCUUUGUGGRAAUCUGCGGUACAGAUCUUCAUGACUUCUCGCCAACCAGCGCUCAUCCCGUAACCAAGGAGAAAGUUCCCAUCACCAUCGGUCAUGAAUUCAGCGGUACCAUCAAAUCCAUCGGCAAGGGCGUCACCGGCCUCAAGCCCGGAGACAAAGUCGCUGUCCAGCCAACAAUCUACUGCGGCCACUGUGGCGCCUGCAAAUCCGGCGCCGAAAACGCAUGCCCAAAUGGAGGUUUCGUUGGACUCAGUGGCGGUGGUGGUGGCAUGAGCGAGUUUGUAGUCAUGCCAUCCGAAGCGAUCUUUCCUCUACCAUCAAACGUCGACCUCGAUAUUGGAGCUCUUGUGGAACCUCUCGCAGUGGCCUGGCACGCUGUGGACGCCUCUCCGAUUGCAGGCCUCAAGGAUCCUCAGUGUCUCGUGUUCGGUGGUGGGCCUAUUGGUCUCGCUGUUGUGCAGGUGUUGCUCGCUAGAGGCGCAAAGAACGUCAUGUGUGCGGAGGUGGCAAAGAAACGUCAAGAGUUCGCGGCAGAAUUCGGAGCCCAUCACGUUCUCGACCCAACCAAGGUUGACAUUCAAAGUACCUGUCUGGAGCUUUGCGGCGGCGUCAACGGACCGGACUUGGUGUUUGAUUGUGCAGGUGUCCCAAAGUCCCUCGAAACAGCUUGCAAGACUGUGAGAUCGCGUGGAACGGUCGUGAACGUGGCAAUCUGGGAAAAGGAAGUGCCCUUCAACCCUAACUGGCUGGUCUUCAAUGAGGCCUCCUACAAGGCCGUUCUCGGAUACCAGAAAAAGGAUUUCCAGGGCGUCGUUGAUGCUCUUGGCGAGGGUAAGCUCAAGCCGGCGAGUAUGAUUACUAGUAGGAUUCAUAUGGACAAGCUUGUGAAAGACGGAUACCUGGCCUUGAUCAACGAAAAGGAUAAGCAUGUCAAGAUUCUGGUCGACGUACAGGCUUCGCUGAAGUGA